UUUUCGUUUAAUAGUUUUUUUUUUUUUUAAAUCAUGAAUGAUUUCCAAAAUAUUGGUAUUUUUCUUCAGUUAGCAGCAAUGAUUAUACUUCUUUUAAAAAUCAUAUGUACAUUUGAUUGCACGGGUGUUAGUGGCAGAACUCAAAUACUCUACGCUUUGGUAUUAUCAACACGAUUUCUAGAUUUACCAUACGAAUUUCAGAUAUCAUUACCAUCUUUUAUCAUAAAGAUUGUUUACUUAUUUGUUGCAUAUCUUACCGUUUUAUUCAUAUUUUUUGUACACAGGAGUACUUAUGAGCGUGAAUAUGAUACAUUCAGAUUCGACCUAUUGAUAGGUGCAUGCACGGUAAUGGCUUUGCUCUGCACUUACAAGAAAUGGGAACUUCUUUCGAUACUCUGGCACUUCAGCGUAUUCCUGGAAACAUUCGCAAUCUUUCCUCAAAUCUAUUUUACAACGAAAGCCAAUUACACGGGGAGCUCUCUCGUGUUUUACGUAGGAAUGCUUGCCUGCUAUCGUGCUUUCUAUACUGUUCAUUGGAUCUAUUUACUGUUAGUUGAGGGCUACGUUGAUAAUUAUUAUGUGGCCGCAUCUGGCAGUACUCAGUUCAUUAUUUAUUGUGGUUACUUUGUAUGGAUGGUGCCAAUUUUUAAAGCACAAUACGCCCAUCUGAAGAAUGACGAGAGUCAGUUGGAUGUUGUGUCGAUCGCCCCAAAUGACUUCGAGUGUAACAUCAGCAAAAACGAGUCUUUGUUUAACAAUUGA
Ceratosolen solmsi marchali is the source of this 762-nucleotide messenger RNA. Its product is annotated as ER lumen protein-retaining receptor 2-like. The transcript has 3 exons. The record is from RefSeq and is a predicted model, not a curated record. Gene Ontology annotation, biological process: protein retention in ER lumen. Gene Ontology annotation, molecular function: ER lumen protein retrieval receptor activity. NCBI's taxonomy places the organism in Eukaryota, Metazoa, Arthropoda, Insecta, Hymenoptera, Agaonidae. Bases 34 to 762 code for a protein of 242 amino acids. Gene Ontology annotation, cellular component: membrane.